AUGCGCAACAAGCUCAUGAAGAGUCGGCCACAUUUGGAUCAGAAGCCGCCCUUCUCAACCCAUCGGAACGACCAACACAAGUGUGCUAAAGAUCUCUCGUCAGCGAUCGUCGUCCCGAUAGAAAAUUCACCAGCCGCAGCAUCAGCUGCGACACCAACCAAGCCAUCGCCGAGCAAGGCACCGAGCCCCUCGCAUGAGCGCCCCUCGCCCAGGCCAACCCUAAUAUCUCAGGCCGCCUGCGAAGGCACAACCAACGCGACCAUGUCUCGAACCACGACAGGCGAGGCCAACGGAAAAGCGGCUCCUUCCACAACCUCUUCUUUGCUGUCGCCUCGCAUCCCAAACCGAAUGAACUCGACGAUCCGGACGGUACCUAGUUUUGACGACAGGCAAGCAUACCCAGAGGAUGAUUCCAGCAUAGACGGGGUGCAAUCACAUUCAACAUCGCGGGAUUCAGGUUUCUCGAGUUCCCUCAAUAGCACCACCAGCAUGGGGUCAGCACACUCUCAGCAGCGGGCGCAAGCACCGUCAGGCGGGAUAUCUCGAAUCCCGUCGCAUAAUAAGUUGAAGCCGAGCCCCUCGGGAGCCUCGCAGGAUAACGGAGACGGUACUCCUGAUGGUACACCGAAGACUUCGCGAACGAUUCCAAGCUCUGCCGAAAUUCCCCCGCGAGAAAGCAGCCUCAACGCAUCAUCAAUACUAGCGCCCACCAUAACCAGCACCGACCCCGGCGGCGGCGGUGUCGGCGGCGGAUCCAGCGCGAACGACGUUUCCCUCUCGGCAACGGAAGCUAACACCUCCAACUCCUGGGACAGCUCGGUCGGCAAGGCCGGGCUCGGCAAGACGGGCCGCGUUAUCAACCGGCUGGUGUCGGACAACGAGGCGCUCAAGCGCGACAUCCAAAUCGAGCGGCUCCGCGCUGAGGAGUCGCGCAACGCCGCCCGCCUGCUCGAGGACAAGCUGGAGCGCGUCAUAUCGGACUACGAAUCGCGCCUGCUGGAGGCCAGCGUCACCAAGACCCUGCUCGCGCGCAAGGAGCGCCAGGUCGAGUCGCUGCAGGACGCGGUGGAGCUGGAGCGCAAGCGGGCGCUCGACGCGGCGGCGCGGGAGCGCGUCUGGAAGGACGAGAUGGAGAAGACGAAGGCGGAUGCCAAGAGGCGGGUUGACGACGCGACGAACUAUGCAGCGUUGUGCGAGGGGCGGUAUAAUGCCAUUAGUAGUCACUGGAAGGACCAGGGGGAGGAGGUGAAGCGGGCGAUGGGGAGGAUGAGGGCGGAGGUGGAGGAGCUGGUCGGGGAGAGGGAGAAGGACGAUGAGAAGAUUGAGACGCUACGGGAGCUGUGCGAUCAGCAGGACGGGAAUAUACGCGAGCUGAGGAGGCAGAAGGAGGAAAUUGCCGCGCAGUUUGAGAGGUAUAAGAAGCAGCAGGAGGAGGAUCUCAGGGAUAUCAAGAGGCGGGCGGACGAGAGGGAACGGGAGCAGGAGCGCACACUAAGGGAGGCGAGGGAGGUGCUGGAUAAGCUCCGGUGGGCGCUGAGCGUCAAGGAGAAGAUCGAGUGGGCUCAGUGA
Parathielavia appendiculata is the source of this 1569-nucleotide messenger RNA. RefSeq lists its product as uncharacterized. The transcript has 2 exons. The record is from RefSeq and is a predicted model, not a curated record. Bases 1 to 1569 code for a protein of 522 amino acids. NCBI's taxonomy places the organism in Eukaryota, Fungi, Ascomycota, Sordariomycetes, Sordariales, Chaetomiaceae.